AUGACCGUUGCUGGAUACCUUGCGCCGCAGCUGCCGGCGCCGGUCUCAUCGAACGUCCGCGUGAUUAGCAUCGCAGACGCUGAACCUCAGUUUCAACCCGCAAGCUCCCAGGCUCGCGAACUUCUGGCUGCCGCUGCAGAGCGGAAGAGGUCCUGGGUCGAGCUGCAGCACCUUCGACAGGCGAGUCGUGUCUGGGCGGCUGCCUGCUCCGCCCAGCCCUCCGCACAAGCUCAGCUCUAUGCCGAGGAUCGCGGUCGGCUCUUGGAGGCUGCCAGCAGGCGGCGACAUCAGUACUUAGAACACUCGGCAAUUGGUGCAGGGCUUGUUUGCCUCGGCUGGCUUGGAUACCAUGUGGAGCUGCAGAAGCCGCGGUGGGGCACAACCUACGUCGUCGGGGCACUCUCCAGCCUGGCCAGCGGGGUAAUUGGCAUCGCCCUAGAGGCCCACGUGCCCAGGGGAAAGGCUCCGCACCGUCUGCUGAAGGCCUCGGCUAUACACUUCUUUGGAGGACUGGCUAUGGCGUUCGUCAUGCCGAUGAUGCGUGCAGCAGCAUCCUGA
This is a messenger RNA of Symbiodinium sp. CCMP2456, 558 nucleotides long. The record is from the annotation of a GenBank genome assembly. NCBI's taxonomy places the organism in Eukaryota, Dinophyceae, Suessiales, Symbiodiniaceae.